AGUAUUACUGUUGGUAUCUGUAUAUAUGCGCUCCCACUCCAAUACAGUAGGUGGCGCUGACUCCUAUUUACUUGAUGACAUCCGCCAAAAAAACACCGAAGAAGAGUCAAAACCGGAAGCCCGUGUGUUUUUAAGCUCCGGAGAAAAACAGAAAAAUGAACAAACAUGAGGACGAGGGUGAAACUAAAGGCAGUAAAACUCUGCUGGUCCGCCACCUGCCGUCUGAUCUGAGCCCGGACGAAAAGGAAGACCUCCUGAAAUACUUCGGAGCCGAAUCCGUCCGAGUCUUCUCGAACCACGGCCGCAUGAAACAUGCCGCUUUUGCGACGUUUAAAACUGAAACCACCGCACACAAGGCUCUCACCAGGCUCCAUCAGUUGGAGAUCCUGGAUCAGAAGCUUGUGGUGGAGUUUGCUGAAGGCCAGGACAACAUUACAGUGUUAAAGGACCCGCCUGUGUCUGACAGUGCCAAAAAUGUCAAACAAAAGCAGAAGACCAAGGAAAGCCCACAGCCCAACAUUCCACUCAUCGAGACGGGGGUGGCGCCUAAACUUGGGUUAAAGUUUCAGUCCAAUCCCACACUGAAGUAUUUGUACCCGCCCCCCUCCAACAGCAUCCUCACAAACAUCGUCCACGCCCUCAUAAGUGUGCCGAAGCUUUACGUUCAAGUGCUUCAUCUGAUGAACAAAAUGAAUUUACCGUGUCCUUUUGGACCCGUGACGGCCCGGCCGCCCAUGUUCGACACUCUGCCCUUGGCUCCGCCCAUCCCCAUGCCUCCUCCCUUUCCCCCCGACUUCCCUCCCCUACCUGAGGAAGACAUGGAGGUGUCCAGUGAGGAAGAGUCCGAGUAUGAGAGUGAGGAUGAUGAGGACAAAGAGAGGGUGGCUCGUCUGAUGGGCCUGGUCAACCGAGCCUGCAAGAGACCCCUGAGACCGAAAACAGCUUCCAAAAGAAAAAAGCCCAAGAUCAAGGAUCUACUUUAUGCUCCCAAACCAGAGUCUCAGAGUGCUCCAGCGCUGCAGCCCUCCGACGUGUUUGAGCAGCCCAACCCUUCUGGUCCCAAGAAAAUCGAAUUCCACAUUUCACUUCCUGAAGUGGCGGCAGAGGAAGGCAAAGCGGAGCAACAGGAGGGCGUCCCCAGCAGCGCUCGGGAGGAGCCGGCGUCUGAAGGGUUUGGGAAGCUGUACCCCAGCGCUCAGGCUUCCCAGCAGCAGGAGGAGCACGGAGCAGACGGGGACGAUCUCGUGUCUGAUGUCAUCUCCAGGAAGGAGCUGGAGAAAGGACGGCUAGCUAAAGACGAGAUGAAAAGGAUGUCCGUGUUUAAAAAUUAUGAAGCCGGGGAGCCGACCUGCAGACUGUACGUGAAAAACAUCUCAAAGCAAGUAGAGGAGAAGGAUCUGCGGUACAUCUACGGGCGCUACAUCGACCCCUCGUCAGAAGCAGAGAGAAACAUGUUUGACGUGGUGCUGAUGAAGGAGGGCCGGAUGAAGGGGCAGGCCUUCAUCGGACUCCCCAACGAGCAGAGCGCCGAGAAAGCUCUACGUGAAACCAACGGCUUCGUCCUCCACGACAAACCCCUCGUCGUCCAAUUUGCUCGAUCUGCGCGACCCAAACAAGAUAACGCCGAAACCAAGAAGGGUUCAAAGCAGAGGUGAAGUCAGCAGAUACCACGGCCUGAUUUUGUGGCCCAGCAGAACCGUUUGUAUCCUUACUCUCACAUAUCCUUUGGGAAAAGUGAACCCUAAAGACUAAAAGCAGCUUCAUUAAUGGAAAUAAAAUCAACUGUCAUGUUUGUAAAAACCUUUUCUUUGUGCCGUUUUGCAUAACUUUUAAAGUCCUCCCUGUUUGACUGACUUUCAGGUGGUGUUCGGAGACGCUGUAUGUUCAAACAAUAAUAAAUACAUUUUUUAUUUUAAUCGAA
Molecule: messenger RNA, 1921 nt
Organism: Oryzias melastigma (Indian medaka)
Lineage: Eukaryota; Metazoa; Chordata; Actinopteri; Beloniformes; Adrianichthyidae
Gene: rnpc3
Product: RNA-binding region (RNP1, RRM) containing 3
Exons: 16
Coding region: 156-1655 (499 amino acids)
Biological process (GO): mRNA splicing, via spliceosome
Cellular component (GO): U12-type spliceosomal complex
Molecular function (GO): protein binding; U12 snRNA binding; pre-mRNA intronic binding
Source: RefSeq, a predicted model, not a curated record